AUGUCAAAUUCAUCAAAUCAACACAAGAAACGCUCUGAGUAUCUCAGACUUGGAGAGCUUGCCUUUCAAAAAACUGAGAAAAUUAAUGGGGAAGUUUUUUCUCUCAUGUAUGGUAGUUUAGUUGCUCAGUUUGUUAAAGAUCUCGAUAAUGCUGAACUUAUUAACUCAAAGCUUGAAAAAAUUGGAUACAACAUUGGUAUUCGUCUUGUGGAUGAAUUUCUUGCCAAAUCUGGAAUUUCAAAGUGUGACAGUUUUAGAGAUACAGCAGAGGUUAUAGCUUGUAUUGGUUUUAAAAUGUUUCUUGGAAUCACUGCUGAAACUAAGGACUGGAAUUCAGAAGAAACUUCAUGCAUUUUAGUAUUUAAUGAAAACCCUCUAGCAGAUUUCGUCGAGCUUCCUCCUUGUUACUCAUCUUCUUUGAAUUAUAGUAAUAUUGUAUGUGGAGUGAUUAGGGGAGCUCUUGAACAGCUUCAAAUGCAAGUUGUUUGCUACUUUCUCAAAGAUAUUCUUAGAGGAGACACAACCAAUGAAAUAUACAUAGAGCUAAAAGAGAGACUACAGGAAGAAUUCUUUGACGAUGAUGACGAGGAAGAGGAACAAGAAAACGAGUACAAGGAAUAA
This is a messenger RNA of Cryptosporidium ubiquitum, 621 nucleotides long. RefSeq names its product BET3 vesicular transport protein. Gene Ontology annotation, cellular component: TRAPP complex; cytosol; cis-Golgi network membrane. The record is from RefSeq and is a predicted model, not a curated record. Lineage: Eukaryota; Apicomplexa; Conoidasida; Eucoccidiorida; Cryptosporidiidae. Gene Ontology annotation, biological process: endoplasmic reticulum to Golgi vesicle-mediated transport; intra-Golgi vesicle-mediated transport. The coding region runs from base 1 to 621 and encodes 206 amino acids. The transcript has a single exon.